AUGGGGACAGGAAUGUCGGCCGCCUGCACCCAGAAGGACCUGGUGGGCGCCGUGGGGCAUGCGGUGACCUUCCCCCUAUGCCACGCGCUGCAGCAAGUAGACUUGGUGGUCUGGACCUUCAACACCACGUUCCUCUCCAGCCUCCAGCAGAACACCACCCACAGGCAGGUCAUCGUGGGCCCGCAGCUGAAGCGACCCCGGCUGGAUCUGGUGCCCCGGAACUACUCCCUGCGCCUGAGCCGGCUGGAGCUGGCGGACGCGGGCACCUACCGGGUGGAGCUGCACAGCUCUGAGCAGUCACAGCCUCUCCUGCAAGAGUACGUGCUGCGUGUCUACGAACCCCUGCCCAGGCCCAUCGUGAGCAAGACCAAGUGGCACACGGAGAAUGGGACCUGCCUGGCCAACCUGACGUGCUCGGUGCUACAGGAAACUGCGGUGACGUACAGCUGGGAGUUGGCCAAUGGGAGCUGGGAAGGCCCUGCCCUCCCCACCAUCACCUGGAGGCCAGGCAGCAGUGACCAACAUUUCGUCUGCACGGCCAGGAACCCUGUGAGCAGGAACAGCUCUCACCCGGUGUCUGCCAGGGAGCUCUGUGAAGAGCCUGAUGGCCAAGCCAACUUUCUCCUGGCACUGUUGCUCCCCCUGACAGUGCUCCUGGCCUGUGUGGCUGUGAUCGCAGUGGUUCUGCAUCUGCAGAGACGGAAGUCUGGAGAGCCCGCUGGCGAGAAGAGGGAGACUCUCUCUCACAACAGGGAGUCAGCAGAGUACGACUGCGUUCUGCAUGUCCCGGUCACUCCCGUGAACACGCUGUACUCGACGGUGCAGGUCCCCCAGAAGAAGGACAAAGCCCCCUCACUGCCCAAGAACCCGGAAGCACCCAGGCCGGUCAUCUAUGAUGAAGUCAUCUAA
Molecule: messenger RNA, 909 nt
Organism: Sorex fumeus (smoky shrew)
Lineage: Eukaryota; Metazoa; Chordata; Mammalia; Eulipotyphla; Soricidae
Product: SLAM family member 7-like
Exons: 6
Coding region: 1-909 (302 amino acids)
Biological process (GO): T cell activation
Cellular component (GO): external side of plasma membrane
Source: RefSeq, a predicted model, not a curated record